CGGCUAGGCUAGCAGCGCGUAUAUACCGGUACUAUCGGCGUGUCCCGGCAAACACGUUCGUUCGUCAAACUCCUGAACACCGCGUCCUAUCCGCGAUCAUUUUGCGACCGAUUUCUGAGUGUACCCUUACGUAAGUUGCGCGGUAAAUGAAAAUUGUUUCGAGCAAACCGUACGCAUCUUAUUCGAUGAUAUACAACGAGGAUUAGUAGUCGAGAACUUUUCUAAACUCGGUCGGCACUUGUUCGUUUCUCCUCGCGAAUGCGAAAUAAGAGUCGCCGGCUCUUGGCUCGCGCGUUCAGUUUCCUGAUGACAUAAAUGUCCAGUGCUGGAUAAUAAUCGAGUGUCCGUUUUCGUGGAGCAACGAAUUUCGAGCGGACAAAGUGUGUCGGUAGACGAAACGAAGGCUACAAACGCUGCGUGACCCAGAAAAGAUUUUUAGUGGUAACUUUAUCAUCGUAGAGUAGAAUCUCUUAACGGUGCCAAGAAAAAACCAAGUGGGGGCUCGAGGAAUGCGAACGACGUUCUUUCAUCCGAAAGAGGCGGUCGAACUUCGAUUAUGAAAUUCGCGCCGCUCGGAGAACUUAAGAUUCGCGAAUCGUAAAGAACCGAUCGCGUUCUAAUUUCGAAUUGAGAUUCCGGUUGAAAUCAAAUGCGAUCGUUGCCGGCGGACGAAGAUGGAAGAUGAGUUUCGUUUCUGCGAUUCGUCUGGUUUAUGGUUAGAAAACUGGCAGCAAACGGGCACCGCAUCUAUAAAGCGAGUAGUCUAGGCUCGCCGUAGAGUUGACGCACUGCCCGCGGAUCGUUGCGUGAUAUCUCGUGUUUUUUGGAACACGCGGUCGUGUAUGUGUUCCAGGCUCGCGUCUCGUGCCCGUGUACGAAUUUCGCCGUGACUUUUAACGGACCUGGAUUGAGUCGAGCGUGUGCCGAAAGUGCGGUGAGGUAAAAGAGGAAAGUGUUGUGUGGCUUAAUCACGCGGUGAAGAUGGAGGAUACAGAAGGGAAAAUCGUCGUGCCGGGAAUCAGCGUGUCCGUGUUCGUGCUCGCGAGCACGCUGUUCCUCGGCGGUCUGCUUCUCGCGAUCGGCUACCUCGUUCGCCGGUUGUCACGAUCCAGUAAAUCUACAGACUCGAUAAAAAAUGCCGCAGAACCGGAGAAAGUGAAACCGGAAGAUCCAAGGAUCGACGCGACGAGCGGAUCGACCGGGUCGACCGGGAAACGCGCGAAGAGCAAGAAGAGACGCGAGGCCCAGCAGGAGUUUACGCAUUCGUGGAUGGUUGGUGCGUUAAAGGGUCACACCGCCCCUGUCCUCGACAUGAAUUUCUCCAGCAACGGCAAGUUCCUGGCAAGCUGUGCCGAAGAUUGCGGGCUGCGGCCGGAAGAGGAGAUGCUGGACCCUGGCGACACGGAUUCCUACGCCGCCUGCAAGGUGAAGCAAGAGGCACCGACAACCAACAAGCAAGCGUCUAGAUGCAAAAGCAGAUCUUCGACCACGUCGACUGCAUCCAACGACGCAUCCAGUUCGUCAACGACAGCUAGCACAUCGACCGAUUUGUCGCCGUCCGUGAAAGAAGAUCGGGCUAUUCUCAGCCGGAGGCAGCGAAAAAAUCGGACAAGAACCCCUCGGGAUCAGCGCCGUGAAAUUCGGGAGGACGAAGAUGAACAACCGACGCAGGAGAGGCAUCGAUCGAGACACGGUCACUGUUCUACCAGACAUUCCGAAUCGAUGUCCACUAAUGCAAAUCGGAGAGAUUCCACCUCGCGAGGUCAAAUUCCGAACAAUACGCGUCCGGAAGAGAACGAAAGCCAGAUUCCAAUUAGCAUGAGCGGCCAUUCUGUAGAGUCGACUAUCGUGUGGCGCAGUCAAAGAAAUAAAGUGUACUAUUUCAGCGAGACGUGGCUGAAUACUAUGCUACACAGGUACACAUUGACUCAAGAACAAAUGAUGGACAUGGGAUACCCGGUGGAGUGCGGCAUCUACCCGGGUUGCGCCUACAUAAUCAUUCUGCGAAAGCAUCCGACCGGCCACCGUAUUCGCGGCUACCACCGCCUGGACGUGAACGCGCGUGAAUUCGUUCCUGGAAGUGGCAGAAUCUGCCAGAUAGAAAGCGAAGGAGACAGCGGACAUUGUACCGGUAGCUCUGUCGAGAGUUCUGAUUUGGAACAAGAGAGCUCAUCGGACAGUGAUAACAUCGGCGAGUCUUCCGCAUCUAUCGACUCCUCCUCUUCCGGGUCGAGUUAUCAGCAGGAAACUAGAAGAGACCGUAGCCCGAACAUCAACGAAUCCAACAAGCUUCCGAGGAAAUGCGCCAGGUGUUACCAGUACUUCUUCGUGAAUAAGGAAAACGGAGAGUACGUACAAGAAGAAUCCUGCGUAUACCACUGGGGCAAGUUUCGUAACGGUCCUGUGGAUAACAUGUGGGAGUGUUGCCUUGGUCUGGCAAACGAUCGGGGCUGCACCACGGCCGAGAAUCACGUGUGGACGGGUCUAGAUGAGGGUUGCAACGGCCCAUUCCCGAAUUACGUGCGCACGAGGUCAGUGAGCACCGGUUCCGCAGACAUCAACUUGGGUGUUUAUGCCCUCGAUUGCGAAAUGUGCUUCACAAAGCUAGGACUUGAAUUAGCCAGGGUCACAGUCGUCGGCUUAGACGGUGAAAUUGUGUAUGAUACUUUGGUGAGGCCGAUCGAAGAGGUGAUCGAUUACAACACGAGAUUUAGCGGAAUAACAGCAGAGGAUCUCUCGAAAGCGUGGAAGACGCUCACGGACGUUCAAAACGAUCUUACGAGCUUCAUUUACGCGGAGACCAUCCUCAUUGGUCACGGCCUGGAAAACGACCUCCGCGCGCUUAGACUGCUGCACUCGACUGUUAUCGACACGUGCGUGGCCUUUCCGCACGUUUUCGGAUAUCCGUAUCGCAGCAGCUUGAAGACCCUCGCGAGGACAAUUCUGUGGAGGGACAUUCAAGUGGCCGAACACGACUCCGCCGAGGACGCGAGAGUGGUUCUUGAUCUCAUGCUCAGGCGGCUAGAGCUUGAUCUCUUAUAAAAUAGUGAAAGACAAAACGAACUGCCUUCACCGAUUCUGAUGGAUGAAUACGCAUUAGGAUUGUCCAACGAGAUACGAUCACGUCUAUUAUUAAAAAGUGUUGAUACAUGUCUCGAAGCUUGUUACAUAUUUACAAGUAUCGAUUUUGAUAUAUUAUAUCAAUAUUCCGUAGGAUGCGGAUCGAUCUCUUUGGACAAUUGUCACACAAUCCAUCAGAAUCGCUGGGGUCGUUUGUAACUGAUGAACAGUACAUAUUUACGCGUAUUAUAUAAACGUAGUGAACGGACAGUCGGGUUUUCUUAAACGCGAGACGAAGAAACUGUGAAGUAAAACUGAUUUUUGAUUCGUCCGCGUGAUCUCGUGAACUCGAUGGCGGUUCCCAGCACGCGUAAUCGCCUCUUUUUUUUCUGUUUCUUUUUCCGAGUACGGUGGAUCUAUUGUACGGGAACCGAAAAGUAACAAAAAAAAAAACUCUUCCGUCAGUGUUCAGUUCCAAGUGAAGUCUGUGAUACGUUACAUAUACAAGAAGAACAUAACGAAACUCUUAAUGCGCGAUCCGAAAACGUUUUAGUGUUCCCCACAUUUUUUGGGACGCGCUUCUCAUUCGCACAGAUAAAUUCAGAUUCGAGGCGAGUUCACACGGUUCAAGCGUAAUUUAAAUUGAAAAGGUGUAAAAAUAAACGUGAUUGAUUCGUUACAAUUCAAGGUAAAGUGCUUAUACACUUCGCUUCGAAUUUUGUUCAAUUCAAAUUCACUGUCAAUGAGCUCAAUUGUCAUUUAUGCAAAAGUAAACCAUGUUAAUUCGCCUCCACAACGUACACACACGCAUAUACAUAUGCGAUUCAUAAUGUUCGAUAUCAUGCAUAAUAAGGCGCAGGUGAAUUUUUUAAAGGGCCGUAACACUGCCGAGUAAAAAGUUCGGCUCAAUUCACUUCUAUAUUUUUUCUUUAUACAUUUAGAAUCUCCAUUAUGAUCAAAUGUAUUCAUUUAUUUCGAGUCAUCUAUUUUUUUCAAUUGCAUUGAUAAGCGUUCACUUUGUGAACUGAUCCGAGAAGAUAGGUGCUCGUUGUUUGUACAUAAAGAAUUUUUUAAACGAUCUUUAAGCAAUAAUUAUUACGUAGCGAUAAGAUCUAAGAGAGUAUUAUUUACUUCCUUUUAUCAGACGAAUCGUACGACGCGAUGAAAUCCAGUUAAAAAUAAAUAUAAAAAUAUAAAAACAGUCGAAUAAAGGAGAGAGAAAAUCAGAUUUCGGGAGACGUUUUUCUCGGCAGUGUUACAACGUUCAUUGUACGAAACCUAUAUUUCAGACGUCGUCUGUCGUACUUUAGGUUUGUAGCAUCUUCGAGUCUCUCGCACGAUCAUACGAGAAAAGUAAGAAUACAAGUUUGUAUUCUAUACAAGUUUACACCUCCUCAAUUUGAGUACACGCAUUAUAUAUGUACAUAUAUAUAUGUAUACACGACAUAUAUAAAAGUAUAUGUGUACACACACACAUAUACAAAUAAAAACUGUGCGCCUGUGGUCAUAUACCCUAACACGAGCUCUUCUCUCAUACAUAUUUCAUCCCACGUUGUUUUUUUGUACACGUACCCAACGAGGAGGAGGACACGCGGCGUCAUUGAUGCUGGUAAGUGUCUCUCUCGGGCUUCCACGCGAAUGAUGGCUUUGCAUUUAAAUUUACCUCGAAAAAGAAACGACGUCUAGAAAAUGUCGCUAAACGAGGACACGCAGCCGCUCCACCGCGAGACCAGACAUUACUCUUGAUUUUCUUGGUAUCUCUGCUCGUGCUCGUUUCGAUAAAUACGAAAGUUUAUCGCGCUUUUCGGUAGUUUGACGAAACGAGCUAAAAGAAGAAGAUAACGAACGUUAUCAGUACGUGUAGGACCCGACAUUCUUUUUUCCUUGAUGAAACGUCGUCUGAUUUCUUUUCUGGACAAGGAGAAGCGAACGUGAGCCGAAUCAAGCGACAUUUUUAUAAUUGGCCACGAUAAUCCAUAUCUUUCGCGUCCGUGUGCCGCAAUGUUUCCGUUUCGUACGUGCGCGAGCAUGUAAACGAUCGAAUGUUCGACUCCUCGACAACUGUAACCGAACGAUUUCGUGGCCCUGCUGCGAAUUCAUAACGCAUAGCUGAUAGCGAUUUUUAUACUUAAUUAGCCGACAUUAAUUGACGCCUCGUGUACUCGUGCGACGCAGCUGAGAGAACGACUUUACAACAUAUAUUCAGUAGCUAAACGAUGCCGAAUUAUCCUGAAAACUUCUACAUACUUAAUUUUAUCAAUCCUGCCACCUCAAGUUUUUUCCUUAUUAUUUUUUAACUUAUCUCGACUCGCGUCAAGACGUUGUCUUGUCUCUGCAUUCUUCAUACAGUCUCUGUGUAUAUACGAUCCAUCAUUCUCUCAUGAUAUUGAAACAUAUUCUCAGAGAGCGUUUCUCGACGCGCGCGUAAUCCGUUUGUUGAUAGCGCGAGCCGAGACGCAGCCUCGUUUUCAUUAACACGUGACAGCGACGCCGUUUUCACGUCGGAGGGAGAGAAAAGCAAUACCGUCGUUCAUCGCUUUGUAAAUAGCAUAAUAUUUAUUCGAGAGCGAGACUAAAGUGUACCUGUGCAUUCUCCUGGAGGAGGAGUUCUUUUAGGGAGCUACGACUCGCCAGGGGAUUCGUUCACCCUUGCUCCGUUCCUCGCCAUCCCUUUUUUAUAACUUUUCAUUUGUACGUGAGAAUGUACUGCGACGAAUACAUUUACAAUCGAGUGAAUAAGGAAGAUUAGAAUAUCGUGUCUCUAACAGUUGUAGAGAUCACGCGUAUAUUUUAAUUGUAUGAUGCAUAUCCGAAGAGUUGCUGAAAGUACUUCGAAACUCCGAGUCAGGGACGUUGAUAUGAAACUCAGAAAAGCGAGCGAACGAGUUUCGAAGUGGUUUGAGCAAGCGUACUUGUAACACGAACAUGUAAAACUUAUUGAUUUUUAAUAAAUGAUGGAUCGUUUCGAUCCGGAAUCCGUCGACAGGUGAAA
Ceratina calcarata is the source of this 6052-nucleotide messenger RNA. RefSeq names its product RNA exonuclease prage (gene prage). NCBI's taxonomy places the organism in Eukaryota, Metazoa, Arthropoda, Insecta, Hymenoptera, Apidae. The record is from RefSeq and is a predicted model, not a curated record. Bases 982 to 3042 code for a protein of 686 amino acids. Gene Ontology annotation, molecular function: nucleic acid binding; exonuclease activity; protein binding. Gene Ontology annotation, cellular component: nucleus. The transcript has 3 exons.